Molecule: messenger RNA, 1486 nt
Organism: Betta splendens (Siamese fighting fish)
Lineage: Eukaryota; Metazoa; Chordata; Actinopteri; Anabantiformes; Osphronemidae
Gene: cskmt
Product: citrate synthase lysine methyltransferase
Exons: 2
Coding region: 130-894 (254 amino acids)
Source: RefSeq, a predicted model, not a curated record
CAAAGAUCGGAUAAUUGGCAGAUGCUGCUCUCUGGCCUUUUACUUGUCGUUGGUUGUACUUCCCAAAUCUGAGCAGAGUGAGCCCUCUUGUCGACCAGCGGACAAGCCCAUCACGCCCGAUGCAAGAACAUGUCUCCGUUUGUAAAGUCUGUCGCGUUGUCAAGCAAGCGAAUAUUUGCAGCAUGUGUUCGACAUUACUCUUCCCUUACAUCUGAGCUGAUUGACAACAUGGACAAGAAGGCGACCUGGGACCGGUUCUACGCUGAGAGCAGCAGCAGAUCACCCACCUUUAAGAACUUUGAGUGGUUCUUUGGCUUCAGUAGUGUGCGGGACUUCAUCAUGCCUCACCUUCAGACCAAGCGUCAACCAGAGGCUUUGCUCCAGGUCCUGGACCUGGGCUGUGGAACGUCUGCUUUAGGAGCGUGUAUUUACAAACACUCUCCUCUCCCUGUCUGCGUCUCGUGUGCUGACAUUUCCCCGGUAGCUGUGCGACUGAUGCAGGAGCACGUCCAGACCGCAGCCAUUCAACCUCACAAUCUUGCAUCCCAGCUGAGAUUCGUGGAACUGGACUGCACACAGCUUCACGAACACUGCGGUUCCGGUAGUGUGGACCUGAUCGUUGAUAAAGGCACCACAGACGCCUUAUUGAGGUCCAAAGAAGGGAAAGGUAAGGCCAACCUGGUGCUGAAGCAGUGUCUGAGGGCUUUACACAGCUCAGGAGCUCUCCUUCAGUUCUCAGACGAGGACCCUGAUGCACGGCUGUUGUGGCUGGAGACUGAAGCUCGAGAGGCGGGAGUGAUGGCAGCAAAUGUAGCUGUGCAGGAAGUUGGGGAGCUAAGGGGAGUGUGCUACUACUGUUACCAGGUGACUCCUUGUCCUAUUGUGAAGAAGUAAUUUUCUAUUUCUGAACAACCAGGAAAUUAAUGAUUGUAUAAAAUGAAUCAGUUACAAUGUUGUCAAUGUUUUUCUUUGAUUGUGCUUAUGAGACAUAAAUGAAGCCAUGUACAUUGUUGCAUCUGUGAAUCACACAAAUUGUUAAUGUCCCUUUCAUUACUUGUUAUUCGGUGCCAUCUAGUGGUUUGUUGAAGCCAGUUUAGGACAUCAUAUAGCCAUUGACAAGAGUCUGACAAACGUAUAAAAACACCAAAAGCCCACUAAGAAACUGCUCUCCUGACGCUCAGUGGUUGUCUCCCGACUUCUCAUCUGCUUCUCAUGUUGAAUAAAAUCUAAAUCUGCUAGAAUUCAGUUGGCCAUCACUGACGACCAAACAGGCUUUGAUGCUAACCUCAUCUCCUGCGUCUCUCAAACGCCUUUGUGAAUAUGCUGCCUGCCUUUUGUGCCCUGUUAAAAUGUCUUCCAUCAUAUACAUUCAAACCACAUUGAAUGGUAAGCACAUAAGCACAUUGUCUUUCCCCCUUUUUUUGCAAUGUUUUUUUAACAGUCAUGGUCACAGGUGGAAUAAAUAAUGUAAAAAAAUAUUCUUCAA